This is a messenger RNA of Solanum lycopersicum (tomato), 1943 nucleotides long. Its product is annotated as polygalacturonase. NCBI's taxonomy places the organism in Eukaryota, Viridiplantae, Streptophyta, Magnoliopsida, Solanales, Solanaceae. Gene Ontology annotation, biological process: carbohydrate metabolic process. Gene Ontology annotation, molecular function: polygalacturonase activity. The record is from RefSeq and is a predicted model, not a curated record.
AGCACUCAACAUAUAUAUGUACGACUUCAAAACUAUGAAAUUUACUAGUGUUUCUUGUUUUCUCUUCUUUUGUUUAAUUAUACUAAUUAUACCUUCUUGUUUAGCUUACAAUGUGGUUAAUUUUGGGGCUAGGGGAGAUGGUAGGACGGACUCAACCUGCGCUUUUCUUCGCGCUUGGUCUUCUGCCUGCCACUCUACUAGCCAACCUAACGUGUAUAUUCCACGAGGAACGUAUUUGGUAAGGACGUUGAACUUAAAUGGACCUUGUAAGAGACGAGUUGAGUUCCGAAUUGAUGGUACUCUCGUUGCGCCGGUGAAUUAUAAUGCAAUUGGAAAUGCUGAGUUUUGGAUUAUGUUUUAUAAGGUAAGUGGUGUUAAUGUGUAUGGUGGAACUAUUAAUGCAAAGGGACAUGGUUAUUGGUCUUGUAGAAAAGGUGGAAAGUCUUGUCCACAAGGAGCUAGGUCGAUACAAUUUAUGUGGUGUAACAAUGUACUGUUGAAGGGUUUGACAUCACUACACAGUCAAAGAGUACACAUUGGAAUUGGUUACAGCAGCAAUGUCAGAGUUGAGAAUCUUAAGAUAACAGCUCCAAGUGGAAGUCCAAACACCGACGGAAUUCAUGUUCAGAACUCAAGGGGGAUUACUAUUUAUGACAGCAUUAUCAAGACCGGAGAUGAUUGUAUAUCUAUUGGCCCUGCCUCCGCGAAUAUGUGGAUUGAAAAAGUUGGGUGUGGCCCUGGACAUGGUAUCAGCAUUGGAAGUUUGGGACAUAGUUUGAAUGAAGAUGGAGUAGCAAAUAUCACAGUAGCAAAUUCUGUUUUCACAAAGACACAAAAUGGGGUUAGGAUAAAAUCAUGGGCAAGACCAAGUGGUGGCUUUGCUACAAAUAUCAUGUUUAGAAACCUUGUUAUGAGGAAUGUUGGAAAUCCCAUUUUCAUUGACCAAAACUAUUGCCCUCAUAAUGUAUGCCCUCGUCAGAGUUCAGGAGUGAAGGUGAGCGACGUAACAUUCAAGAAUGUGAAGGGAACAUCAUCUACACAAGCAGCCAUGAAAUUUGAUUGUAGUGCUUCAAAUCCGUGCACCGGAAUAAAAUUACAUGACAUUAACUUAACUUACAAUGAUCGUUUGAGAAGGCCAGCCUUUGCUUACUGUAAAAACGCAAGGGGACGUCAUACUGGCAAAGUGUUUCCCAAAAGUUGCAUAUGAAGAAAUCUCAAAACAUGACCAAAAUUUAUACUCCAAAAACAAAAUACUCCCUUCUUAUGUUUUUUUUUGUUAGUUUUCUUAUGUUAUAUUAGUAAUCACUUAUGUAAUUAAGGUGUUUGAAUAAUCUAAUUCUUACUCUUUUUUUUUUUUUUUUAAGAAAAGAUCAAACCAAUUAUUUAACGUACGAAAAAUGGCUCAUAAAUAUUUAUCUUUUACCUUUGAAACUAAGAGUCUAAGAAGUAGGUAGGUGGUUGUCAACAUGUGGCUUCCUAGACACUAGACAGGGACAAUUUAAUCAUUUUAUAUUUUUUUCCCGAUAUAAUGUGUUUAUCUUAUUUUUCUUCAGUCUGUUAAAUAUUUAAAAAUUACAUUAAAAAAUUAUAAAUCAAUAAUUAGCAACUUAAAAUGUUAAAAGUUAUAUAAGAAAAGAUGGAUUGACUUUCGAAAUUCUAUCGGUGCCACAUAAAUUGGAACAUGAAAGUAACAUAUAUUACUUGAAAUGACUAAAAAGUACUGCACAUUACAAUAAUUAACAAUUAAAAAUUUAAAUGCCAUAAAAAAUUUGAUUGCCUCUUAAAAUAUUGUUACUGUCACAUAAAUUGAAAUGGUGGGAGUAAUAUAUCUUAUUUGUAAAUAAUGACAUAAAAAAUAUUAUAAAUUACAAUAAUUGAAAUCUCAAAAUACUUAUAAGACAAAUAAUUUGGUUAAUACUCAAAAUUCUAUCGGUGCCACAUAU